CUAGAAAGGGAGAGUAUCAAGAAGAACAGGAUAGGAGAUAUUGAGAAAGACAUUGGGGAAGGGGUUGAAUUGAGAACAGCCAUUCAAAAGCCAGGAUUUCGUUUAUUUUACUGCUGUUUAUUGUCAUUCAUACAUUAUAUGCAUAAAGUAUAUUAUAUAUACAUCGUGAUCAUUCACGUGUCUAUGUUUUCUUUUUCUCAUCCUUUUCCCGUUUGAUUUCGCCUUUUUUUUUUUUUUUUGUCUCUGGGUAAAGAUUCUUGGUGGUUACCGUUUAUCUAAAGGUGGUCGUUUAAUAUAUAAGGGACCCUCUGUUUGAUUCAACUCUCAUUUAUUCAAGAGUAAGAGAAAAUCUAAAGGGAGAAAAUGGAGGGAGGGAAACAAUCAGGUUCUUCUUUCACUUCUGAUCUUUUUGGUUCAAAGGAUUCUUCUGCAUCAUCGUCUUCUCGGAUUUUCGACUCAAUUUUCGCACCUUCUACUCAGGUCCCGGGACAAGCAUCUUUACAUCCUCUUGGAUCUGAGAAGAAGCAGGACUCUGGAAAUACAGUAUGGAGUGCCAAUACUGGGGUUAUAGGCAAUAACACUAGAAGUGUUGAAGGUCAGAGAAAGAGCAUACUGAGCAAAGACCCGAGUUGGGGUUAUCAGGAAGAAAAAGUUCAACCAUUUCAUUAUAGCUCGUCGAUAUACUACGGUGGUCAAGAUGUCUAUUCUAGUCCCCAGAAUACUCAGAGUCCAGGACUAACUACUUUUGGUAAAGAUGGGGAAGAAGAUGACUCAGGCAGUGCUUCUAGAGGGAACUGGUGGCAGGGAUCUCUUUAUUAUUAGAGUUUGUCACCAUGGCAUGGGAAUUUACCUUAUCUUAGGAAAGUAUAAAAGAAGGGAAGAAGGGACGGACUUGUUCUAGCUUCUUUUAAAUGGAAGAUAGAUUAUAGUUAAUUUAGCUAAAGACGGCUACUUUUUGCUACUCCGUGAUUCCACUCUUUCUCUACAAGGCUACGAGACUGUGUCGAGUUGUAUAUAAUUUUAGCUACUAAAUCUUUUUUUUUUUUUUCGAUGUCAUACUGUAAAGAAUAAUGAACUUGGUGCUUUUAGCCCUUCGGCUGAAUGGAUAUGACCUUUGGUAUUUUCAUAUU
Messenger RNA from Olea europaea var. sylvestris, 1130 nucleotides. RefSeq lists its product as uncharacterized. The record is from RefSeq and is a predicted model, not a curated record. Lineage: Eukaryota; Viridiplantae; Streptophyta; Magnoliopsida; Lamiales; Oleaceae. The transcript is spliced from 6 exons. The coding region runs from base 364 to 822 and encodes 152 amino acids.